Messenger RNA from Brienomyrus brachyistius, 5866 nucleotides. It is a transcript of the gene mmp14a, whose product is annotated as matrix metallopeptidase 14a (membrane-inserted). Gene Ontology annotation, cellular component: extracellular matrix. Lineage: Eukaryota; Metazoa; Chordata; Actinopteri; Osteoglossiformes; Mormyridae. Gene Ontology annotation, biological process: skeletal system development; collagen catabolic process; extracellular matrix organization. Gene Ontology annotation, molecular function: metalloendopeptidase activity; zinc ion binding. The transcript is spliced from 10 exons. The coding region runs from base 403 to 2112 and encodes 569 amino acids. The record is from RefSeq and is a predicted model, not a curated record.
GUAAGUUACAAGGGCUUACCACGUCUGCAACCGAGAGGGAGCAAGAGAGAAGCGAAUGAAAAUAACCAGGCAGAGAAGUGGGAAAACAAAGAAGACGAACGUAACACAAGACAAUAGGAGGCCUAAUAGAAUAUUUAAGUACAGUUUUAUAAUAUUGCACAACCGUCAUUUACCUUUUAUAGAACAAAAUCGUGUUGUAAAGAAUCGUUUUACAACUCUCGACCGUUCUUAUUCUUGUCUUGUUAAUGCUUGGAGUGCUAUAAUCUUUAUUAUUUAGUUUUUUUUGUCUCCGAGAAUUUUUGUGAUGUUUUGACAAAAUACGGAAAAGUGGACAAUAGAGGGGAGCUUUAGAAGAAGUGAUCUAAAGAGACAGAAAACGUCUUUUGUGCUUGUGUUACUGGUAUGUUCCCCGCAAUGCUGCUCCGGGUCCCGACGUUGCUGCUCACGCUAACAUGCGGACUAUGCGCUAACGGAGCAACCACGCAGCAAGACAUCAACCCAGAGGCUUGGCUACAGCAGUAUGGUUACCUGCCCCCAGGUGACCUCCAUGCCCAGUCGCUCCGCUCACCACAGUCCAUCACCCAGGCCAUCGCCACCAUGCAGAAGUUCUAUGGCCUGACGGUCACCGGGCACAUGGACCCGAGCACCACUGCGGCAAUGAAGCGACCGCGGUGUGGCGUCCCAGACAAGUUCGGCUCCGAGCUGAAGAGCAACCUGAGGAGAAAACGCUACGUCAUUCAGGGCCUGAAGUGGGACAAGAAGGAGAUCACCUUCAGCAUACAGAACUACACCCCUAAAGUGGGAGAGGCCGAGACUUUCCGAGCCAUCCGACGGGCUUUCAAGGUGUGGGAGAGCGUGACCUCACUGCGCUUCCGUGAAAUCCCAUUCAAGAGCAUCCGCGACAAGCCCGCCAACUUCGCUGACAUCAUGCUUUUCUUCGGCGAGGGUUUCCAUGGCGACAGCACUCCCUUUGACGGGGAGGGGGGCUUCCUGGCACACGCGUACUUCCCCGGCCCUGGUAUAGGGGGCGACACGCACUUUGAUGCCGCAGAGCCUUGGACCUCUGGCACCACAGACCAAGGGGGGAAUGACGUGUUCCUUGUGGCUGUGCAUGAGCUGGGCCACGCCCUUGGCCUGGAGCACUCUGGGGACCCCAGUGCCAUCAUGGCGCCAUUCUACCAGUGGAUGGACACUGAGAACUUCAUUCUACCGCUGGACGACCGCCGGGGCAUCCAGCAGAUCUACGGGUCAGGUGGUGCGCCUCCACCCCCCUCCCCCCCCCCAAGACCCCCGAAAAAACCAGAUCCCCCCUCCCAUGGCCCCAGUAUCUGUGAUGGCCACUUCGACAGCAUUGCCAUAUUGCGGGGAGAGAUGUUUGUCUUUAAGGACACGUGGCUGUGGCGUGUGCAUGAUAACCAGGUUCUGCAAGGCUACCCCAUGCCUAUCGCACACUUCUGGCAUGGAUUGCCCGGAUCCAUCAAUGCUGCAUAUGAGAGAACUGAUGGAAAGUUUGUCUUCUUUAAAGGGGACAGGUACUGGGUAUACAGUGAGUCCACCUUAGAGCAGGGCUACCCCAAGCCACUGAAGGAACUGGGCAGUGGUCUCCCCAAAGACAGGCUGGAUGCCGCACUCCUCUACACCCCCAACGGCAUGACCUACUUCUUUAGGGGGACCAAGUAUUACCGGUUCAAUGAGAACACUCACUCUGUGGAUCCGGAAUACCCCAAGCCUAUCAGCGUGUGGAAGGGCGUACCCGACAACAUUAAGUCUGCCAUCAUGAGCAAGGAUGGAGCACACACCUACUUUUACAAGGCCAACAAGUACUGGAAGUUUGACAACCAGCAGCUGAGGGUGGAGCCAGGUUACCCCAAGUCAGUGCUGCCUGACUGGAUGGGCUGUGGCGGCAUGGAGCCCAGGAUACCUGGCUCGGAUGAGGAGGUGAUCACCGUGGAGGUGGAGGAGGGGGCCGGGGUCGGCCUGGCGGCCGUGAUGCUACCCCUGAUCCUGCUGGUGUGCGUGAUCUGCGCGCUCGGAGCCCUGCUAUUCUUCCGCCGAUACGGCACGCCCCGGCGCCUGCUCUACUGCCAGCGCUCCCUGCUGGACAAGGUGUAAGGGUACGGCGAGCAGGGGGGAGGGGGGGGAGGAGGCGGAGCUCGGAGGCGAAGAGCGGGAGAGUGAGACAGCUUGGGUGUAAGCAGAUGUGGGAGAACGAGACGGAAAGGAAGAAAGGCUGGUUAGAAGAGUGGGAAUAGGUAGAGGAAGACAAAAAAGGCAGGAAAAUAGGGGUUUCGAAGAGUUUUUGUGUAUCUUUUUAUAGCUCUAUAUAUGUACAUCCCUGUCCUCUUGCAGCAGAACAGAUCCGGACCAUGUGGAGAGGUACUGCAGCUAAUUACUCGCCAUUACUCUGUUCCACACAAAAAUCAGAUACAUAGAAAAAUAAAUUGAAUUCUACUGAUAUAUGGACAUUUAAUUCCCAAUGUUCCUUUUUAUCCCUCCACCCCUUCAAUCCCCUUCAUCUCUCCAUCCCUCUUUCGUCCGGUUUGACUCCAGCUUAGUUGCUGUUGACUUAGCAUUUUCAAGAUAUGGAGUUUUUUGUAGUUUUUUAUUACCUGGAAUUCCGACCUGGGGAGCAGCCCAGCCCGCAGCCCCCUGCCCCCAGGAUCCUGGCCUGGGGUCCCCUGGUCCGCCAUCAUGGGGUCAGUUCUGGCUCAGCUGGGAUGUUCCUCAUCUCGCUAUCCAGCUGAGUCCUUUGUGGAGUAGAACCAAAUUCAGAUGUGAGGCAGCAAUUACACCCAAAAAUAAAGGCAGACCCUGUUCCUGCAACACAGCACGGCCCUACUGCAGCCAGCCUGACACCCCAGUGCAGCACUGCAUCGUAUAACACAGAACCCUUCCAUGACAUGCAAAUAGCAAGGCGCAGUGGGACCCAGUCCAGCUAGAAGGGAUAGGCAGGGUGAAGUAGGAACAGCUAAAUAGAGUGAGCUUUCAUAUGACUGUGGCCAGUGAUCAACAAAGAAAGUCCCACACAACAAUAAAAGAAUUUUGAAGUGAUGCUCUAUCUGUUAUUUAUGCUUAUGAUUGAUUCAUUGGAACCAAAGAAACGCAGCGGUGGUUGGAUUUUGUAAUCAGGUUCUGUUUCUGUACAUAGUAACUCUGAGCUACAGAUGAGAUGCUUAGAGGCAGUGAGAAUGCAAGCAUUUGUCCAGGCAGUGAUAAAGGGCAGCACAGAUAGUUUUGGUGAUUCCAUGUGCAGUUCCUGAACAUCUCUGACAAGAUGUUCCCUUUCUCCUGAACCCUUCAACUACUGGCAGCACUUUCAGUUCUGUGGAACACUUCCAGUUGGAUCUCGUCCUAUUGUGUUCUGCAAAGGUCUACUGCAUCAUUUGUCACGCCAUUUCUGUAGACCUCUACGACACUUUAGUUCUAGGAAGUGUUCUGUAACGUUACGAGAUUCUUGAUGGGGUCUAUACAGAACUGUUUAUCUGUAUAGCUUCUGUGCCUUCUGUAGUGCUGUGACGCAUUCUACAGAGUUAUAUAUGACCAUUCAGCUUUGGACAGGGAAGUGCCACCCGUGUGAAUCAGUGGCACAGGAGAACAUCUGUGGUCUGCCCUGGUGGGCAUCUGCUCAUACCCGCCUGCCAGUCAUGUGCACUCACAUGAGUUGGCUUCCACUUCCAGGAAAGUAGUGAUUCACAGUAGCUACUGGCGGCAUAGGACUGCUAGGCCAUUGUGUUUUAUAAAGAAGGCUCUUGCAGCUCGUUAAAGACGAGUGUAUGCACAGGAAAUGUUUUCAGAACCUUGAACAAUGCAAGCGAUCACACCUGCUGUUAUAUCAUCAUAUGUCAGUGAUUUGCACCUGUACCACCAAUGAAAUUACACGAGUGGCCGUUCCUUCAAGCUGAUUAAAGCUAGAGUAACAAUUAAAGCAUAAACGAUUAAACUCAUUGGACAGUGCAGCAUGUCCCCAGUGAUGAUACAUCACCCCCCAAAACAUAACUGAAAUAUAAUAAUAAUGAUGUUGACUCAUUUUGGUCGGCUGGUUCAUUUCUGGUGUGACAUCACCUAGGCGAUAGACUGGGGGCGAGGGAAAGAGUGGGGGUGUUAGCCUCUAAGCCUGUCUGCUCAGUUCUCCAUGUUGUGCCCGGAAACGCACCCUGCCAACCUGCCACGCACAGCAGCUUCUGUCCUUCACAUGUUCUCCAACGCAGGUCCAUCCCAUCCCGGGGAUGGUGUGUCUGCUAGUGUUUGUAGCGCUUGAGCUUUUGUUGUGAACGGACAAUGAUUUCUCAGAUUUCGACCAUCCUGACAUGUAUAUAAAGACAUUGUAGGAGGUGUAUUUGUAAGGAUAAAACUGCAUUGUCACGGAGAUAGUUAUGAAUGAUUAACUGAAUGUUUAGUUUGUAUAAAUUACUGAUAUAAUUAUGAACCAUUUUGUUUGAAGGCAUAUAUAGCAUGUUUCUUAGGACAAGUCGGUCAAAUGGGUCACUGCCUUCACCUUUUAACAGCUCUGGCACAAACAGGAGUGUUUAGGUUCAGUCCGGCCUUGAUAAAUGCAUGAGGACAUCUAAGGAGAUGGAAGCGGUGACACAGGGACUCAACAGUAAGGGUCUCAGCCCAGGUACAGGCGGGAUCUGGAUGGGAAAGGAAGAAUCAUAACAAUGAACAGGCAGAGCAAGAGAUGGGGAAACAAAAUGUCAUUUAGUUUGGAGGGUGGGACAGAGUGAAUGCAGCCUCUGGGAAGGGAGGCAACACAGAGGUCUACUGGGGAGCAGAGGUGGGCAUUUCAGGUCCGGAAAGUAAAAAUCCAGACCAUGAUUUUCUUUCAACCAACCAGUUGAAUAUAGCGAGUCACAGUGACAGAGUGUUCAACUGGCUGGUUGAAACAAAAUCCUGGUCUGGAUUUUCCACCUAUGCUGGGGAGAAACCUAAACACACAAAUUUAUAUGAAAAGUUAUAUGCAGGCAGGCAGAAGAAAUAAGCGUGAAUAACUACAGCGACCUGCGUUUGCCCUGCUCACAAAGAGGGGGGAGCUAAGGCCAGCAUACCCACUGGCUCCCCGGGUCCGGCAUCGGGAGGCCCUGCUGUAAUGACACCAUGUGCACAGAGUCAGUCCACGCCUCGGUAAAAGCUGAUUGUCAUUGACACUUGUGUAACAGGAAAGCCUGUAGGCCACAAGUCUCCAGUCUCAGCAAAGCAAAGCCAAUAGAUCACAGUCUCACUGAUGUCCAGGUAAUGGGAAAGAGUAUCAAAGGUUCUUUGGUAAAGGUUAUCUAGACGAUCACUGAGAUUGUGAUCAGUUAAUUUCAAUGAACUAAUGAAUUUAUCCUCUCUAGGUCUAUUUCUAAACAAAGAGCAGAGCUGUUUGUCCUUGUGCAAUUGUUUGUUACUAAUCCAUAUACUAGACUUAUUAUUGUGUUUGUUGUGGUUCCUAUUUUUGUUAUCAUGACAUUAUCAUUAUUGUUAUUGUCCUCCAUGGGUGUUUUUUACCUGCACAGUUUCAUUUCGGGUCCUGCUGGUCAGGGACCUAAGGUAACAGUUUUGAAAAUGGCUUCCCUAUUUACUUUGAUUGUGGAAUGUGGUGUAUAAUUUGGGGCUAAGGCUAUUGUUUUGUUUAAAACAUACUUGAUCUCACCUCUCUUGAUAUAUAAAAUAGGAAAUGUAUUAAAAAAUAUUUUGUGAUCAUCAUUGUGAACUGCUCCUAUAAUGAAAUUUCAGCAGUUAAUUGUAUGGAAUGAUAUUACUAAAAAAAAAAAUAAUUACGAUAAUAGUAAUAUUUAUAAUUAUUAAAAAAAUAGGAAUGAGGAUUUGCCUGUUUUCACUUUUUUGUAUUGCUCUCAUCAAAACUCAAAUAAAACAUUUUAUAAAA